This is a messenger RNA of Morone saxatilis (striped sea-bass), 695 nucleotides long. RefSeq names its product E3 ubiquitin-protein ligase RNF186-like. The transcript has a single exon. The record is from RefSeq and is a predicted model, not a curated record. Gene Ontology annotation, molecular function: ubiquitin protein ligase activity. Gene Ontology annotation, biological process: protein ubiquitination. Bases 39 to 695 code for a protein of 218 amino acids. NCBI's taxonomy places the organism in Eukaryota, Metazoa, Chordata, Actinopteri, Moronidae.
UAAGAUGAAGCACUUUCCUUUGCCCAGUUAGACGGAACAUGGCGGAGGCGGUCGAUGCGGGAGGCGAUCUUGGCUCCGCUCCGCCUGACGCGAGUGACUCGUUCCCCAGUGAGGAAUACGAGUGCAAAAUAUGCUACAACUACUUCGACCUGGACCUCCACACUCCCAAACUGCUGGGCUGUUCGCACACCUUCUGCCUGCAAUGCCUCGACGCUCUGCACUCCCGGGAGGGUCGAGGAUGGAGAAUCGGCUGCCCCUUGUGUCGCCACCGAACUCCGGUACCGGAAUAUCGGGUUCACAACCUCCCCGACAACACCGCAAUGACCGAUGCGCUCCCGCUUCAAACGCAAGAGCCCGUGAACUUAUCAAACACAGAUGUCCAGACGGGUCCGGCCGUCUCUUUGGUCGCCUCCCAAGAGGGCGACGACAGCUGUCAGACUUGCAAACAGGUUGCGUUUGCGACCGGCUGUGCGUGCGCCAUCUUCUCCUUCCUGUCCAUGGUGGUGCUCUUAUUUCUGGGCCUCAUUUUUGUACACAACUUCAAUAACACGACGCCUCCCGUCGGUCCUGUCUGUUUGUUUGCUGCCAGUGUUCUCGCCCUGUUCUCGCUCAUUCUCACCUGGCUAAUGUGUAUGAUAAAGUACAGACCUGAAACUGAAGCAAGCACCUUAAGUUCCCUCACUUAUGUAAUGUAA